Onychomys torridus (southern grasshopper mouse) is the source of this 969-nucleotide messenger RNA. Its product is annotated as KIAA1143 ortholog. The transcript is spliced from 3 exons. The coding region runs from base 54 to 521 and encodes 155 amino acids. Lineage: Eukaryota; Metazoa; Chordata; Mammalia; Rodentia; Cricetidae. The record is from RefSeq and is a predicted model, not a curated record.
CGACGGCGCCUCUACCCUGCCGAGUGUGGCGAGAGCUUUUAGUGAGAACCGCCAUGAGCAAGCGGAACCAGGUGUCUUAUGUGCGGCCUGCCGAACCUGCCUUCCUGUCCCGCUUCAAGGAGCGAGUCGGCUACAGGGAGGGGCCCACCGUAGAGACCAAGAAAAUCCAGCCUCAGCUCCCAGAUGAUGAUGGUGAUCACAGUGACAAAGAAGAUGAACAGCCUCAAGUAGUGGUUUUAAAAAAGGGAGACCUAACAGCUGAAGAAGUCAUGAAAAUUAAAGCAGAAAUAAAGGCUGCCAAAGCAGAUGAAGAACCACCUCCAGCUGAUGGAAGAAUCAUGUAUCGAAAACCUGUUAAGCGUUCCUCAGAUGAAAAGUGUUUGGGUUUAACAGCAAGCUCCAAAAAAAAGAAAACAAAUGAAGAUGGUGUAAAUGAGCAGAGUUCAGUUAGAAAGAACUCACUAAAACAAAUAAGAAACAGUAGUCUCCUUUCUUUUGACAAUGAAGAUGAAAAUGAGUAAGUAUAAACAUUGUGGACUUGGUUCCCUUUGAAAGCAAUGUGGUAUUUUUUUAAAACAUUAACUUUCCUAUAUCUUAAAGUGACAAUUUUCCCUAGUACUACAAGUUCAUUAUAGAAAACUUCAAAAACACAGGAAACAAAUUCAUGAAAUAAACCCAUCCAGUAAUGCCUCUUUGACUGGAAAUGUUAGACAUUCACUACUGUUAACAUUUUAUUACCUCCCACCUGUGGGUAUGUAUAUAUGUAAAUUAUAUUUUUAAACAAACUGAGAUUGUUAUAUAUAUUCUUUGUCCUGCUUCAUAUUUAGAAUUGUAUUGUCAGAAUUUUCUGAAGUUGCAUAUUUCAAAAAUCUAACAUUAAUAGCUCACAGAGAAUUUUAUAAUAAAUAGACCUGUCUUAAUCAUUGUUCUGUUGAUGUAAAUAGACACCAUGACCAAGACAACUCUUAU